AUGGCACAAAAUACAAAAGCUCUCCUUGAAAUCAUUUUGCACAUGUUUGUGAACAGCGGAAGCCCGGCCGAGCGAGCUGGUCUGCAAGCAGGCGACGCUGUCAUCAAGGUGAAUAACACAGACGUCUAUAAUCUGAGACACAAGGACGCGCAAGACGCCAUCGUGCGCGCCGGACAAUCCUUUGAGGUGACAGUACAAAGAGGAGGCUCAACAUGGCAACCACAAGUAGUACCAACUGGAGUUGCUCCAAAGCCAUCACCAUUAGGUUCUUAUGUGUCACCAGUGACCAAAACUUCUUUGGCCGCCAAACCCCAGGACCCAAUGCACAUCGGAUCCGGACACAACAAUAAGGCUAAACCAUUUGCAAGUUUAAAUGGAACCGGCCCCAAGAACUUAGUAAAUAAACAAUACAACACUCCAUUGAAUAUCUAUAGUGAGCAAACUAUCAAGGAAACAUUAGACAAACACUCUGAAGUGCUCGAAACCGGUGUAGUAGGAGUGAACUUUAAGAAAAACGAAAAAAUCUAUAAUGCAGCAAAUAGUGAGGUGUUCAAAAUGCUACAGGAAGCUGAUAACGAACCCGAAAAAGUAGCCCCGAUUAGUCCAGUGCAUGUCACAGCUCCCUCUUCGGAUCAUUCUCACCAGCCUAUGGCGUCCCCGGCCGCACCAGUUUCUGGAUUGCGUCACGUGUCGGCUCCAGUCGAUCGCCCCGCGACAAACAACACCGGCGGUCUGCCGGCCGGGCAGAAUAUCUGCGCUGAUUGUGAAAGACUCAUCGUGGGUGUGUUCGUGCGCAUAAAGGACAAGAACUUACAUGUUGAAUGUUUUAAAUGUGCAACUUGUGGUACGAAUUUGAAGAACCAGGGAUAUUACACCAUUCAUAAUAAAUUAUAUUGCGAUAUUCACGCCAAGCUCGUUGCUCGCCAAAAUCCACCAGCUGGUACCGAAGGAUGCAUUCCAUUCACCGUGCCACCCGGCGGAAAAAUUCCGGUGAGCGCUAUCUCCGCAGCUCUGGCUGCCCACUCGUCUCAUCCACUUAAUGGAGGUAUGGCACCACCUAAGGACCAAGCACCCUCUACCCCGGGAUAUGCACCAGUUUCAGCACCAAAAGGACGUCCGCCCUUAGCGUAG
This is a messenger RNA of Ctenocephalides felis (cat flea), 1131 nucleotides long. Its product is annotated as PDZ and LIM domain protein Zasp-like. The record is from RefSeq and is a predicted model, not a curated record. Lineage: Eukaryota; Metazoa; Arthropoda; Insecta; Siphonaptera; Pulicidae. Gene Ontology annotation, cellular component: Z disc; stress fiber; adherens junction. Gene Ontology annotation, biological process: muscle structure development; actin cytoskeleton organization; heart development. The coding region runs from base 1 to 1131 and encodes 376 amino acids. The transcript has 9 exons. Gene Ontology annotation, molecular function: muscle alpha-actinin binding; actin binding.